GCCGUGACUCCGGCCCGCUCUCACCUAUGGUGCCCCGCGCCAGGCGGGGGGAGACUCAAAGUCUGCUUACAGAGGAACGCGAGACAGGAAGGGUGGGCCGAGGCGGGGAGAGGAAGGCCGAGGGAGGAGCCGAGGAGACGUCGCGGCUGGCGGGCGGUCCCCCACGAGGCCCUGACUUCCGCGUCCCGGCGUCCGGCGGCGCUGCCUGGCCACUAUUGCGGAUAUGGACACCGGCCUGGCCAUCCCCGUGUGGCUGGCCGAGGACGACCUGGGCUGCAUCAUCUGUCAAGGGCUGCUUACCAGGCCCGCCACGCUGCCCUGCGGCCACAGCUUCUGCCGCGACUGCCUGAAGGGCCUGUGGGCCGCGGGCAGCGCCAGCCCCCGGCGCUCCUGCCCCACCUGCCGGGAGAGCACCCCGGCGCCGCUGCACCUGCGGAAGAACACGCUGCUGCAGGAGCUGGUGGACAAGUACAGCCGGGCGCUGCGCGAGCUGGGGGCGGGUCCUGACCCCGGCCCCGCCCCUGGCCCCGCCCCCGGCCCCGCCCAGGGACGCGCCCUUGGCCCCGCGCCUGCGCCUGCGCCCCCGCGUCGCACCGCCCAGCUGCCGGCCGCAGCACAGAAGAGAAUCAUAGAAGUUGUGCGUGAGCUGGCAGAGUUGGCAGAACAGCUCGUAAACAUUGUCAAGAGUCUUCAGAGUCAAAGUGAUGUCCCUGAAUCUGGACUAGACAAUGACAGGAGCACCCUGAGCAUGAGCAUGGCUUCUUCUGGUGAGAUGGACCUUUCCUUGGCUUCUUCAAAACCAAUGACUUCCAAUACACCUGAGAGAAAAACAAGAGACAUUCUGCAUCACCUAGAAGAAAUCCAGAAAAAAUUACGAGAAAACUUCACAUGGAAAGAGCCCCUCGAAGAACAGAUGCAGGUGGAACUCCAGGAAGCUCCCCAUUCCGCUUCACGCCCGCUGCCUGGCCAGAGCCACCCAGCCCCCGAGAGGGCCUCCCGGUUUGCUCAGUGGGCCAUCAGUCCAACCUUUGACCUUCGCAGCCACUCCUGCAGCCUAACGGUGUCCAAGGAUGGCCUGGCGGUGACUGUGUCUCACUGCCCACAGACCCAUCUCUGGAAUCAUGAGAGGUUUGUGACCUGCCAGGCAUUAUGCUCCCAGGCCUUUUCUUCUGGGCGACAGUACUGGGAAGUGGACACUCAGCAUUGUAGCCACUGGGCAGUUGGGGUGGCUUCCUGGGGGAUGAAGCGUACCCAGAUCCUGGGAAGGACCAGCGACUCCUGCUGUAUAGAGUGGAAGGGGACGGGCCAGCUCUCUGCAUGGCACAUGGUCGAGGAGACUGUCCUCGGCUCAGACAGACCUACAGUGGUGGGCAUCUGGCUGGACCUGGAGGAGGGGAAACUUGCCUUCUAUUCAGUGGCUAACCAGGAGAAGCUUAUAUAUGAGUGCCCGGUCCCAGCCUCCUCUCCUCUGCACCCCGCCUUUUGGCUCUAUGGCUUAAAUCCUGGAAACGCUCUGACUAUAAGGCCAGUAAAUGUGUAAAGUUUCCCUGGAUGUCAGAACCUGGUGGUCCUGGCCUUUCAAACCAGGCCGUUGACAACAGUCCCACUUCCGGAGCUAAUGGGUGCGCCGCAAAGGGCUAACUGCAGGCUUGGGAUGGGCAGACUGCACGUUCCCGAGAGAGCAUGGGCCCUUGACUGGCUCCUGGGAGGCACCCCCUAAGCCCUUGGGGUAUCCUGGCUGAUAAGAGUGUUGUUGUUUACCUGUGGCCUUGGGCCAGGAGGUAUCAGCUUGACCUCUGGAGGGGCUGGAGACUAAAGCCUGCCCCUGUGACUGACCCCCUGGAAAAGCCUUGGGCACCAAGGCUGGGGGGUGCUUCCCUGGUUGUGAGUCCCCUUGUACAUUGUCACUAGGAGAAUUCACAUUGUCCUUGUGACUCCACCGGGAAGGAUAGUAGGUGUCUCUUGGCCUGUGUCCCAUGUGCCUUGUUCUCCCGCUGAUUUUAAUCUGUAUUCUUUUACUGUAAUAAACUGUAGCCAAAACUA
Lutra lutra (Eurasian river otter) is the source of this 2043-nucleotide messenger RNA. RefSeq names its product ring finger protein 135 (gene RNF135). Gene Ontology annotation, biological process: regulation of innate immune response. The transcript is spliced from 5 exons. Gene Ontology annotation, molecular function: ubiquitin-protein transferase activity; protein binding; ribonucleoprotein complex binding. Gene Ontology annotation, cellular component: cytoplasm. Lineage: Eukaryota; Metazoa; Chordata; Mammalia; Carnivora; Mustelidae. Bases 224 to 1540 code for a protein of 438 amino acids. The record is from RefSeq and is a predicted model, not a curated record.